Messenger RNA from Hyalella azteca, 3581 nucleotides. Its product is annotated as periostin. Lineage: Eukaryota; Metazoa; Arthropoda; Malacostraca; Amphipoda; Hyalellidae. The coding region runs from base 39 to 2885 and encodes 948 amino acids. The transcript is spliced from 19 exons. Gene Ontology annotation, biological process: cell adhesion; extracellular matrix organization. Gene Ontology annotation, cellular component: extracellular matrix. The record is from RefSeq and is a predicted model, not a curated record. Gene Ontology annotation, molecular function: cell adhesion molecule binding.
GCAACGGUGCCCGGCAGUAGUCGUGUAACUGCACUCGUAUGAGACACAUGGCGCGCGCGUUUUUCGCUACAAACUCAGUGGUGUUGUUGCUUGCCAUCAUAGCAAGCACGCAGGCUCAGCAGCGAGAUGCCAGAUUUUUCAACGCAGGAAAUUUCUGGGAUGGAUUUGAAAGCGGAUUGUCGAAGGCUGGAGUCGAGGUACAGAAGAGACUGGACAGCAAUCUAGAGACCGCAAUGGACAACCUGUCGUACCUCGGCAAGUCUAUCGGAUCGUUAUCUGACCGCAUCGAGUCUCAGGUGCAAGAAUCGCUGCCCAACUGGAUGCGCGAUCCACCCCGCCGGCGGCUCCACGUGAGCUCCGUCAACGACGAACCUGUCGAGGCGGUCAUGGGCAGCUUCGGAGAAGAUGGACUGGACGAUGGGCUUAAGGUAUACUUGAAGGGCGACGCAGACAAAGCUGGAGAGCUGCCGGAACCUCACAUUAUUCCCGGCGAGUCGGUGGACUCCUUCAUGGGUUUCGACAAGGAAGAAUCUAAUCCCGAGGCAGAAGUGUUGCCUCCACCUCGCAACGGCGGGCCUCUUUUCGACUUCAGACUCAACAUUGACGAUAGUUUCCCCAGAUUGCCCGACAUGGUCGACUUCGCUCGUCCUUUCUUCUUCAACGCCCCCCGAUACCAGCCAUGGUGGAAAGGCGAGAACGUGUGCCUCACCGAGAGCGAAAUUAACGAAGCAGAAGCUGAUGCUACCGACGACACGCCAGGCGAGAGCAGCGGUAACAGUAACGGUACCACUAUCGUUACCGAUGACGCCGUUACCGAAGCCGACGAUAUCAUUAAGGGCGAGAUCGAGCGCGAGAAACGCGUUCAAGGAGAAGAAGCGGCGGCCGCUGACUCUGGCUUAGGCUUCUUCUUCAGUCAGAUGGAGAUCAAGUCUUGCAGCGAGGGCCCUGAAAAAUACACAUGCACAACAAGGACUCGCAAACGCGGCAUCAACCGCACCAUUCGCCAAGAAUAUCGCUGCUGUCACGGCUUCGUAAGAGAGCUCCAAGGAUGCACAAAAGUUGACCUGGUGCCCCUGCCCGACUCGCUGGAAGCCUUGGGCUUGACUGACUUCCUCUCGCUCGCCAAGAAUGCCGGCCUGGUAGAGGUUCUCCGUACCAUGAACCUCACCAUCUUUGCUCCCAAUAACGAAGCCGUGCAAGACUACACUUCUGACCUCACCGAGAGAAAUGACUUGGACAUCACAGACAAUGAAGUAUAUCGUCGCAAACGCUCCGCUGGCAGCGAUAUCAUCACUGUUGUGAACUCACAUCUCGUUAACGGCUUCUACUAUGCCGGAGACCUGGAGGAUGAACAGAUCAUCAAGACGCUGUCGGAUGGGUCGACGGUGCGUAUCAACGUGUACGCCCAGCAGACUCCGGCGAUCGUGACGGCGAACUGCGCCCGCGUGGUCACUGCCAAUCAACACUCCAGCAACGGCGUCAUCCACACCCUCGACCGCGUCAUGACGCGCGCCUCCCGCUCCAUUGCCGACAUCAUCGGCAGCGACCCGCAGUUUACCACUCUCAAAAAAUUGAUGAGCGAGGCUGGGAUGCUGCAGACGCUCCGCGACGACGGACAACUGACGCUCUUCGCGCCCACAAACGCGGCGUUCGCUGCCCUUCCUGACGGGGAACUCGAUGCUCUCUUUGAGGGCUCUGCGUGCCUGCCCGCCGUCCUGAAGAACCAUGUAUUGCCGAACGUGAUCUGCACGGCUGCCAUCACUAACCCAGAAGCCAAGACAGUUAACCUGCUGGAGAAGUACCUGAAAAUAACCAUGCGUGACAGCGGCAAACUCUUCGUCGAAGACGCCCAGAUUGUUGCCAAGGAUAUCAUGGCUUCUAAUGGUGUAAUCCACAUCAUCGACGCUCCUCUCAUGCCUCUUGAAGCCAAGCCUGUUCUGGAAGUGUUGGAGAAACAGAACCUUACAAGGUUCCUAGAACUUCUCGAGCUUGCUGAGCUACGGAAUGAAAUCAAUGAACUGAAAGACGUCGUUGUUUUCGCCCCCAGCAACGAAGCCUUCGACAACGUCCGCAGCGAAUACCUCGAGGAACUCAAGAACGACGUGGAGCGUCUGCGCGAAGUGCUUCGCUACCACAUCACCACUUCACCACUCAACCAACGCGACGUCAGAAACAACCACAUCUCCAACACCCAGGCCGGCCACCCCCUCAGAUUCAAUCUCAACAGCGGGCCUUCGUUGUUCAGCUUCCUUAGCCCGUCCGCGUCGCGCGUGCGCAUGACCGCAGGCUGUGGGCGCGUGACGCUCAUGGACUCACGCGCAUGCGGCGCGUCGGUGCACGUGGUCGACACGCUCCUCGAGCCCGCCAGGGAAGACGUCCUCGCCGCCCUCCAACGAGAUCCUAACUUCUCCAUCUUCACUAAAAUUGCCAAGGAAUCGAAGAUGGCGAGUGAACUAUCAGGACCCGGACCGCUGACGGUGCUGGCUCCGUCGGACCACGUCUUCCGCACCCUGCCGCAGGAGGAGCUGGACAGCUUGCUGGCUGACGAGGAGCUGAAGGAGGAGAUCGUCAGGCGACACACUUUGCGGGAGCACAUGUGCUGCUCGAGCAUCCCGUACAACUCGUUCCCAUUCAGCAACCACGCACGCACAGCACACGGCGACACCCUGCACCUCCACCAGAGCCCCGGCGGCCUCCUGAAGGCGGGCUCAGCGCGCAUCACCAACUGCUCCAGCCCUAAGAGCAACGGCCUCAUCCACACCGUCAACAGGUUGUUCGUUGAGCCUCACGUGGCGCGUGAGCGUCCCAUCACCGACCGCUGGAACUCGGUGCGCCCUCUGGUGCUGCGCCUGCCGUCCUUCACACACACCAUCUUUGGCCACUGAUGUCUUCCGAUGUCCACCAAAACGUGACCACGCAGGAGCGCCGCAGCAGCAAUGUUGCGGUUUAAGGCUGAACGGAAACUUGUAGCGAAGUAAAUGUUCGUCAGCUUGGUUUUUGGUUUUGCAUGUCAUGGCUCCAGUUGUUUACCUGCAAGUAAGACGAGUUUUCCAUUUCAAAAGCAUACAAAAAUACAAACUUUUGACAAUAUAUAUAUAUUUUUUUAAUUUCGAACAAUGUUUUCUUUCAUUCGUUCAAGUUUCAAUAUUUUUUGUCUCCUUCCAUUAUUUUCAAUGACGUACUUUUUCUCAUUAGUAUAAGUACGUACUAAAAUUUGUAAUAAAUAAUUAGUUCGGGUCCAAAUUCCUCUGUUUUUAGCAAACGUGCACAUUUGCAUUCAAGAGAGUUUGCCGUGUGAACGAACUAACAAUAUUACAGCGCCGAGGGCCACAUAUAUAUUACGAUGCAACUUUUAGUUGUAAACAAAAUAGAAAGAAUAUAUCUUCACCUUCGAAUUUAUUAUUAAGUUUAAUUUAGUAUUUAAGUUCAUUCAGUUAGAUUUUAUGAAUGCUAUUAUCUACAGUUGUCAUCAAGUUCUAUAUCUUGUUCUGUUAUAUUUACUGUCCCAAUCCUACGGCAUUACUUCCUUGUUUAGAUUUUGAUGUCAUUGAUUAUUCUUUAAUAAAAUGCAUAGAAAUUGA